AGUCGUCGUAAUUACCUCAGGAUAAAAUCGCGUUUAAUUAUUAUUAUAAAUUAUAAAUAUAAAACUACAAGUGUUUAUUAUAAGUGAUGUUUGUGUCCAUAAAAAUAAUAAUAAAAAAUUAAUUAACUAUUAAUUAAAAGUUUUGGAAAUUAAUAUAAUAGUAUAAUAAAAUUGUGUUGUAAAAUAAUUAUUUUUCAAGUGUUAAAUCAAGUGCGACAUCUCGAUGGUCCGGUAGGCUAUACCAGGAUGGGGUCCUACGAUGGGGGACUGCCACUGCUCUAACAUCGCCAUCAUGCAGCUGUUCCAUGAGUUGAAGCAGCAGUUUCCUGGCCUACCGGAUCACGUUGUUUCCCAGUGCAUUGCCCAGCAGCUGCUGACUUUUAACUUGAUGUUGCAGAACAGCCACGACAGGGAGACAUGCACGGAGAGUUUGCGCUUGACUCAAGAACUGAGACCCUCUCCUGGAGCGUUUCCCCCUCCAGCUCCGGAUUUGAACCUCCAGCGAGGUAUGAGUCUGCCCGAAGACCCCCAAAAGACUCUCCAAAGUCUCCACCAGAAGCCGAAGCAGAAGGCACACCGACCAGUUUCUCUGGACAUCGGACCCGCGAGGUCGCCCUUGCACGCGGCUCGGCGAGUACUUCCGCCAUUACCGCCGAUUUCUUCCAGCCAGACUCCUGGAAGACCAGCGCCAUCUUCUGCUCCCGCAGCUUAUUCCACCCGCGGCUUCUUCGAUGAUUCCUCAGCCAGUCCAGAUAAUUUUCGGAAUGUGAGGAAUUUAAACUCGGGGUUCGAACUUAAUGUCAAUGUUGCCUGCAGUCCCGCAAGUAAUCGGGAUUUUCGGACAGUCCAGAGUCCUAAAAAGCGAAACGAACCUGACCCAAACGAAGUCCUGAGUGACCAUACAAGGAGCUACACCUCAGUCAGCCUAACCCUGAGACCUCCUUCCUCGGAGCCUCAAGCGCCGAUCGACAUCAGGUCCCAAGGAUCCAGUCUCACCUACUCAACGUCCUCCCUAGAUCCUAGAGGGUUCCAAAGCCGCUUGCAGAUCAGUAUUGGUCCUGGGAAUGUAGGCAGCGUCGCCGCUGCGAGGAUAAGGCCACCUAUGGGUACCAGGCCCAAUAACCUCAUUCCUGUGGCUUCUGGCUCUCAUAAACCUCCAGGUAACGUAAAAUUUUUAUCGGCUGAGCUUAUAAAUCUACCACGUCCCACGACGACAAUGAGCGCACCUACGACACCUUCAGCUCCAGCUGUUGGGAUUGUUAGCAAUCCCAGUAGUUUACCUGCGACUCCAAGCGGUCCUGUUUCUUCAUUCCCUUCUAGUCCUUAUAAAGAUGCUAUUAGUGUUGAUCUCAGUCGUCUUUCUUUACAUCAAGCUAAUUUUAAUCUUAAUUCUAAUCAUAGUUUUAGUUUUAUGUACCUAUUUAGUAAAUAUAAUAAUUUAUUGAUUGUAUAUUUUUUUUCAGUGUCAGAAAAUCAGAAGCAGCUAAUUACUGAGCAGCUGGUAAGGAAGGAGAGACUUUCCAGAGAGCUUAAAAUAGAAAAAGGACGACUUGAGGCACUCAAGAGAGAAAUCCAUGCUAUUCAAGGACCUGUUUAUCCUAUUGUUUCUUUGGAGCAACGCGCUUCAGAUUUAAGAAGCGAAAUUUAUCAACUGGAGCUUGAGUGUGGACUUUUGACAAAUGAAGUCGACAAAAGUAUAAAUCCAAGUGUACCUCUGGGAGAGACCAACGAAGAAUUCUAUAACGGAAUUUACCGCGGCCAGUCAAUAAACCUCCCCGCCUUCACAUCAUCACCUCCACCUCUGCCGAGCGUCCCGCUGACUUGGGACCCGAGCCAAAAUAUUCACGAGGACGAGGACAAAGACGGGCCCUCGUGGAUCUGCGAGAAAUGUACCUUCAACAACCACCCGCUGAUUGACAUCUGCGAGGUUUGUCUGAUGCCUCGCUUCAAAGAACUUGAAGACACAGGUACGAAAAACCAAACUCAAGAUAUUCACAUAAGAGUCACGCAUCAUCAUAAUUUUUCUCCUAGAAGAACUGUUCACAGCUGGGUCGUAUAAAAAUUUAUUUUCUAAAAAAAAAUAACUAACUGUAAAUAUUUCAUACAUAAAAUUAUAGUUUAAACCAUUGAUUUAUAAUUAAUUAUAUUUCUUUUUUUAAUUUAUUCUAAAUUUUUGUUUUAUUAUUUUACUGUAAAAAUAUAUCAAAUAAAUUAGUUUUAUUUAAAAUAAACUCAGUAUUUUAUUUCAUUCCUUUAAUUUAAUUUUAUUU
Cotesia congregata is the source of this 2270-nucleotide messenger RNA. The record is from the annotation of a GenBank genome assembly. NCBI's taxonomy places the organism in Eukaryota, Metazoa, Arthropoda, Insecta, Hymenoptera, Braconidae.